CUCUCCCGCCCGCCCACCGGCGGCGCCACCGGCCUGUUUUUUUUCCACCGGCGGGCGCUGCCGCCCGGGUGGGAGCGGUUUCUCCUGCCCCUCACCGAGGAGGCUCGGCCGAACGCGCCGCUGGGGCUCCCGGUGACGGCCGAGGGCGUCAGGCCUGCGGGUGCGGAGCUGGCAGGGAGCGAGGCGGUGCGCGCACCUGGGAGCGGCGGCCCCGUGGGGAUAGCAGAUUUUCAACUGAAUUCUCACCUAUCAACACUGGCAAAUAUUCACAAGAUUUACCACACCCUCAAUAGGCUGAAUCUGACAGAGGACGCUGGUCAAGACGAUCAUCAGACAGGAGAGAGGCUUUCAAAGAUACGAAGAAUAGGAAGUCUCCGGUCUUGCAGUUCAUCAGACUGCUUUAGUAAAGUGAUGCCUCCAAGGAAAAAGAGGAGACCUGCAGCAGGAGAUGAUUUAUCUGCUAAGAAAAGUAGACAUGAUGGUAUGUAUAGAAAAUAUGAUUCGUCUAGAAUAAAAGCAGAGGAAGAAGUCUUUUCAAGUAAGAGGUGCUUAGAAUGGUUCUAUGAAUAUGCAGGCACUGAUGAUAUCGUAGGGCCAGAAGGUAUGGAGAAAUUUUGUGAAGACAUUGGAGUUGAACCAGAAAAUGUAGUUAUGCUUGUACUAGCAUGGAAGUUGGAUGCACAAAACAUGGGCUACUUUACAUUACAAGAAUGGUUAAAAGGAAUGACAUCACUACAAUGUGAUACUACAGAAAAAUUGAGAAAUUCUCUGGAUUACUUGAGAUCUUUAUUAAAUGAGCCUACCAAUUUUAAACUUAUUUAUAGAUAUGCAUUUGACUUUGCACGGGAAAAGGACCAGCGCAGCCUAGAUAUCAAUACUGCCAAGUGUAUGUUGGGCCUUCUUUUAGGAAAAACGUGGUCCCUUUUUCCAGUAUUUCACCAGUUUCUAGAGCAAUCAAAAUACAAAGUUAUCAAUAAGGACCAAUGGUGUAACGUUCUUGAAUUCAGCAGAACAAUUAACCUUGACCUCAGUAACUAUGAUGAAGAUGGAGCCUGGCCAGUGUUGUUGGAUGAGUUUGUGGAGUGGUAUAAAGGAAAACAGAUGACAUAGGAGUAUAACUAUGCACAGCCACUCAAGAGUCACUGUUACCACAGUUAUGUCAACCAUUAGCCAUAAACUGCUAUUUGUAUCAAAGUGCAUGCUGCUUUUCUUGCACUGCAUCCCUUUUGCAGGGAACUUUCGAUGUUUGCUAUUUAACAAGCUAGCUAUGCUUGCUGUGUAGCAUUGUUCUCUUUGAAGGCUGCUUUGCAUUUUGUAUUUACACUACAAAUUGGUGAACUUGCCAGUGUCUUCACUGUGAUUAUGUGUAUAUUGCUGUCUAAAUUUUGUAUAUGUGUAUAAAAACCCCCUUCAGCGAGGGAUUAUUUCUGCAGAAAUGUAUUGUAAAAAUAAUUUUGUGGCAUAUUUCUAGUCAUCACUUACAUGUUUGCUGAAACUUUAGUUGUUUUGUUUUUCUUUUGGUCUCAAAUGGAGCAUUUCAGAAAAUGAAAUUAACAGACUGCUUGGACAGAGUUAUGUGAAGAGCUAUUGUCAAUUUUAAUGUUACUAUUUGAGAUGCCAGUUUCUGGGAGGAGAAGACAUGCUGUGACUUUCUUCACCAGAAUUCGCCAAACCUGACCUAUUGCUUAAUAGGAAUGAAACAUUGAUGUCUUAAAAUUCUCUCUAUACACAUAUAAAUAUUAAACCACUGUAAUAGUUGUACAUGCCACAAAUGAUUUCCAUUUGAAGAAAAAAGUACUGACGUUUUAAUGUUAAAACCGCAGUAGUCAUUACAGGUACCAAUGAACAAAUUAAAGUACCUUUUAAAAAUGGGUUUUAGACUUUUGUAGAUUGCCUUUGGCAUACUCCUCUUAAUUUUUGGUGUACCAAGAGUGUUUGGUCGAAGUUGUGAUCUAGUGAAACUGGAAGUUCUAGAUAAAAUUAUUGGUUUGGGGAAUAAAGUCUGCUCAGCCCUAGCACAUAGCUAAUAUAGAUUUUGGGGUUAUUUUUUGUUUUGGGGUGUUUUUUGUUUGCUUGGAUGGGUUUUUGUUUGUAGUCUUUGUCAGGGUCUCUAACUUUGUAUUUCUAGGUAAUUGGAAAUAUGAUACUGAAUAGUCAAAACAUAACCUUUUCUUUCAUGCUGGGGAUUGGAAUUCCCAGAAUGUCCAUUGCAGGCAAUGGGCAUGUUGAACACCAGCAUUAAAUGGCAGUGCUUUUUAGUAGGGACCACUUCCUAUUUCACUCAUUCUUUAUCUGUAUAGGGCAGUUCUAGUGAUUAAUUUGGGGAAAAUGAGUGAAUGGAAUUAUGUCUAAUUUCCAUAAUUUUGUCACAUUGUCUUUGCCUUAUCCUUCUUUAAGUAAUGUGUUGAUUUUUAUAAAUAGGUCCUCGAAGUAUCCGGUGCUAUUAAACUUUGAACCCUUAAAAUUUACUAAAAUGUUCCAUAUUGAUUCACAGAGCAUUUAGCAAGAAAGGACCAACCUAUGUUUUGGAACGAAGAAUAACAUUUCUUUUCUGUAGAAAUAUUUUACAAGGUGUUGGCAGUUUUGAUAUUGCUCUAGAAUGCAGUCUGGGGGGUCAGGGAGGAAAUGUUUUAUGUUGAAUGUGAAAUUUUCAGCUCUAUUGAAGGUCCUGUUCUGCCAUCACGGAAGUCAGGAACAACUGUCCUUAACUUGACUACUUUCAAGAUUAAGCCUAGUUUAGCAAAAGCUAAACGUGGUGCUUAAACAUUAGUUUGCUACCCUGGACCAGGAGGCUGUAAUUGUGGUGCUACAGGUGGUCAGUUGUGUUCAAAUCUGUUUGCUGUUGACUUUUUUUGUUUGUCAAACUCAGCUGCCAAAGACAAAAAUUGUGUGUGUUUAUGUAUAUUUGUAUAUACAUAAAUAGAUAAUAUAUGUGCAUAUACAAACCCCUAGGAUUUCAUGAUGCUGGGAAGAAGAGACUACCUUUCCCUGUGAAAUAGUCAUGUUUGGAUUUCUAUGACACUAAAUAGUGCUAUUUGAAGUUAAUAGUGUUAAAACAUACAUAGUCAUUGCUUUCUUAUGUACUAAUAUGCAUAACCUUAACUCCAUGUUUAAUGCCAGUUUGCACAAGAAAUUAAUUCAGUGGAGUGUGGUAUUUAAUGUUUACAACAUGCCUCUUACCACAAGUUUUAUUAAGAUUUCUGAUGUAAAUGUAUAUAUUACUGUAGUAUAACCUGAAGGAAAUAAUCAGUGGAGCUGCUGGUUUAGUUCUGAAAAGAAUUAACUUAGAAGCAAUAUUACUUUUAAUGUUAGGCUACAUUGUGGUUGCUAAGAUUUUAAGUGAAAUACUGUAAUUGUUCUUAAGUGUUAAGCCUAGUUACUGACUCUAGAAAACUGUUUAGCACAAAUUGGCAUGAAUCCUGCAACAAAUACAAGAUGUGCAUAAAAGGUUUUGUAUGUCACACGUAAUUCAGCUUCCAAUAAUGGAAGCAAGAGCCAAAGACACUUCUAAUCUAUUGCUGUUAAAACGUUCAUCUAAGAGGGUCAACAGAAAUCUGUUCAGCUUAAUCAGGUGCUCCUUUUCCAAGUUUUGCUAAUGUUUAGCAGAAUACAAAAUGUAAAUAAGAGCAAAUGAAACAGGAGAGGAAACCUCAGAAAGCACUCAUGUUGUGUAAGUUAACAAACUCUGGUUUUUUCUUUGUGUAAAAGUAAUCAGGAAUAAUGGGAAGGAGGAAUGUGUUUGGAAAUGAAUCAGAUGCUGCAAAUUUUUUUCUUCCACUUGUAAGCAGGAAGAAUCCGUAGUCUUCAGUUGGUUUAUAAACAUGCAUCUUCAUAAAAUCAGCCACAGAUUCAGUUGCAGCUUGUAGAUGGCUUUACGGACAUUUAUAGGGAUCAAAUAUACUAAAAUGAACCUGUAUGGCUUGAUAAACUUUCCUUUACUAUCCAUCCUUCUGUUUGUGCUAGAUAAACUGAUAAGUAGAGAAACUUGACAUUGCCAGCUCUUGUAUUUUGAAGAAAAUCCCUCUCAUUUUUAAAUACUGUGGAAAUGUAACUAAGCUACUGAGUUUACCUUGUAGUUAAUACAAGCUUGGUGUCUUCUGUUUGGUUUGUUAUGCCAUGAUAUAGUUAAUACAGGGUUUUGUUUGGGUUUUUUUUCCUCUUGAAAGGUAAUAUAUAGAAUAUGCUGACUUCUUGGACAAGACACUUAGAGAUCAUUCUGGAAGAAGUGUCAUGGGUCUUGCGCUAAUCUUUCUGGUGUAUUAUUACUACCCUUAUAGCAGAAUCCUGAUAAUAUCUGUGCAGUUCACACUUGGUAUUUGGGAGAUACAAAUGGAAAGCCAGUUAGUGGAAGGAAAACAGCAUCCAGAGACUAUAGCAGUGUACAGUCUUUGAUAGAUAACAAACAUUUGGAGCUCUUUGGACUUGAUGGUCUUAAAGGUCUUUUCCAACCUAAAUGAUUCUAUGAGUAUUAGUAACUGAAACAUUCCACUAAUUCAGUUUCAUUCUACAGGAAAAUAAUAUUAAGUAUUUAAAAUAUUAACAAAAUUCUGUGUUACUGUUUUUUUUACUCUUCAUCCUUUCCCAGGAAAACAAGCUGAAGAGGAUGGAAUUUAUUGGAAUCCUUUAUGUGCUUGAGUUUUCAGUUCAAGGUUGUCUUUUAGCUACAAUAAAUAUUUGGGUUACCUUUGCAUAGCCUUUUCUAGUGUUAGUAGAGGACUGGGGAUGUCUUCCAUCUUACCUCAAAUACAUGCAUUUUAUUUCAUCACAAAUAUGCUCACACAAUCAAAGUUAGUUACAGCUCAUUGCUACUUGGUUAAUGUUCCCAAAUUACAUUAUUGGAGGGCAAGAAAUGGACUUCAGUUGUGUUAAGGUUCUCCCAGAUUUCUGUUGAUCCUUGGUCACAAGUCUAACAAAUUGUUUAAUACUCUUGGAAUUCAUACACACAGCUUUAAAAGUUAGCUUGUGCCCUUGUAUAACUGCUAAGAUACCUCUUCCUAGGCCUUAUAUUCUGUCCUUUCAUACUGCUGUAAAAGUGUAUAAAAUCCACCCACCAACUACAUUGUUGUCUGUAAUUGAGACCAAAACUUGGCUUGAUUUUUUUUUUUGUUUGGUUUUAUUUUUAAAGAUCUCCCCCAUUUUCUCUGUGUGUGUGUGUGUACGUGUGUUGUCACCAGGUAGUACCUACUGACACUGCUGAUGCAGGAACAGCCGUUAACCUGUAACUGUGAAUGCUUUGUUACUUGGAUAUUACAUAAAUAAGGUGUGCUAAACUGUGAUUCACAGCCUGAUGGAAAUACUGUUAACGCCACCUAACAUGAGUUCCUCUGGUUGACUUUUAGGUCUUUUGCUGGUGUUGAUGUAAAAUGGCAUCUCACAAAUAAACAGUAUUUGUGUU
Molecule: messenger RNA, 5395 nt
Organism: Melopsittacus undulatus (budgerigar)
Lineage: Eukaryota; Metazoa; Chordata; Aves; Psittaciformes; Psittaculidae
Gene: DCUN1D4
Product: defective in cullin neddylation 1 domain containing 4
Exons: 12
Coding region: 412-1110 (232 amino acids)
Biological process (GO): protein neddylation
Cellular component (GO): ubiquitin ligase complex
Molecular function (GO): cullin family protein binding; ubiquitin-like protein binding; ubiquitin conjugating enzyme binding
Source: RefSeq, a predicted model, not a curated record